Molecule: messenger RNA, 1299 nt
Organism: Lachancea nothofagi CBS 11611
Lineage: Eukaryota; Fungi; Ascomycota; Saccharomycetes; Saccharomycetales; Saccharomycetaceae
Source: the annotation of a GenBank genome assembly
AUGACCCAAACAGCAAAACGGAUAGCCAUUAUCGGAGCAGGUCCUGGUGGUCUGGCAGUGGCCCGGGCUUUUUUGGCCAAUACAAAUUUUGAACUGGUACUCUACGAGCGGAAGUCUCAAGUUGGCGGAGUCUGGUACUAUCCAAAGGAGGAUGAAGAGCAACGUACGGAUAGUGCAAUGUAUGAUGUUUUAGAGACAAACCUGAGCAAAGAAAUAAUGCAGUUCAGCGGGUUCCCCUUUCCAAACAACGUCCCUACAUUUCCGAGUAGGUCCCAGGUGCAAGAUUAUUUGGUUGAUUACUACCAAAACUUUGUCCAAGGUCAAGAGCGUGCGACUGUUCAUUUGAAUUGCGCAGUGAAACUCUUGGAAAAAAUUGGGGACUCAUGGCAUUUGCACGCUUCGGGCCAAAAGCCGGAAGUGUUUGACUUCGUGAUAGUCGCCAAUGGACAUUUUGACGUUCCCUAUAUUCCAACAAACCUCCCGGGAUACAAAGAAUGGGUAAGGACUGAUCCGAAGUCGCAAUUGCAUUCUAAGCAUUACAAUACUUGCACCAAAUUCCGAGGCAAGCGAGUCAUCGUGGUAGGAAAUGGCAGCUCGGGGACCGAUAUCGCUAACCAAAUCAGUUCCGUGGCACAGCAGGUGUUCCACAGUGUUAAGGACAUGUCAAAGGCUCGUAAGGACAGUAAUCCGGUGAUAACACCGGUGCCCGUAAUUUCGCAGCUCGCUAUCAAUAACAAUAGAACUGUCACACUGCAGAACGGUACAACGUUGCCCAAGAUCGACUAUGUGAUAUGGGCCACAGGGUAUAUGUACAGUGUACCUUUCCUGCACAGCUAUAAAGACCAAUUAUUUGGGUCUCAGCACUCAGAGAUGCCAGUUACGCGGCUUUGGAACCUCUGGAGACAAGUUGUGUUCACAAAAGAUCCUACGCUGGCCUUUUCGCUCCUAUGUAAGAACGUGGUCCCAUUCCCCCUUGCAGAAGCUCAGGCUUGUUUAAUGACCAAAGUGUUCAGCUGUGAAGUUGAAGUUCCGCCUACCGAUGGCUUGGCUGGCGAUAUGGCGGCUGGGAAAGACUACCACUCGCUGGUCACACCUAGGGACAUAGAAUACUGUCGAGAAUUGCAAGGAAUUCUAGACUCUCACAAUGGAACUAAGGAUAGGCUCCAGCCAGUGCGCUGGGAUAACGAAAUGGCCGCCCUACGCUACGAUACUGCCGCGCUGAAAGCAGAACGCAAUAAAACGCUGGUGCAUCGCGCUAUGCAACUGCGAGAUCGGCAUGAGGAUUAUUCCCUGGAGUAA